Messenger RNA from Moesziomyces antarcticus, 744 nucleotides. RefSeq names its product pyridoxamine 5'-phosphate oxidase. The record is from RefSeq and is a predicted model, not a curated record. NCBI's taxonomy places the organism in Eukaryota, Fungi, Basidiomycota, Ustilaginomycetes, Ustilaginales, Ustilaginaceae. Bases 1 to 744 code for a protein of 247 amino acids. Gene Ontology annotation, molecular function: FMN binding; pyridoxamine phosphate oxidase activity. Gene Ontology annotation, biological process: pyridoxine biosynthetic process. The transcript has a single exon.
AUGGAUGCCAAGGUGUCGGGCGAUGCGGCUGUGGCCAUCACCUCGCACAACCAGUACAAGACCGCAGGUCUGGAGCGCGACGAGCUCUCACCCAGUCCCAUCGUCCAGUUCAACACGUGGUUCAAGCAUGCUGGUGAGAAUGGCGUUCCGGAACCGGAAGCCAUGACGAUCUCCACGGUCGACACGUCGUCGGGUGUUCCUCGGCCAUCAUCGCGAGUGGUGCUGCUGAAGCAAGUGGACGCGCAAGGAUUCCUGUUCUUCUCCAACUACACGUCGCGCAAGGGUCGCGAGCUGGAAGCUAAUCCGUACGCUUCACUGGCGUUUUACUGGAAGGAACUCUCAAGGUCCGUGCGUGUAUGUGGCCGUGUGGAGAAGCUCAGCAAGGAAGAAAGCAAGCGGUACUACGACUCGCGACCACUCGGAAGCAGGAUCGGCGCAUGGGCAAGUCCACAAAGCACAUCCAUCGAAUCUAGAAAGGACCUCGAGGACAAGGUCAAAGAUGUCGAAAACAGGUUCGGCGUACCUGGUGCCGCUGGUCUCGAUCCAGAGUCAAAGUGGCAGGGCGACGAUGUGGAUGUGCCCCUGCCAGAGUUCUGGGGCGGAUACCGCAUUGUUCCGGACGAAGUCGAAUUCUGGUGCGGAAGACCAAAUCGCCUCCACGACCGCUUCCGCUACACGCGCGACAUCAAAUCCACCGUUGCGGCAAGCGACGACAAGUGGUCCAUCAAUCGCCUUGCGCCCUAA